Lytechinus variegatus (green sea urchin) is the source of this 744-nucleotide messenger RNA. RefSeq lists its product as uncharacterized. Lineage: Eukaryota; Metazoa; Echinodermata; Echinoidea; Temnopleuroida; Toxopneustidae. The transcript has a single exon. The record is from RefSeq and is a predicted model, not a curated record. The coding region runs from base 1 to 744 and encodes 247 amino acids.
AUGCUCAAAUUCCCCUUCCUCCCUCUCAUUCACUUCAUCCAGGCUCCCUUCUACAUCCUACUCCUGAUGAUGUUCAACUUCCCCUUCCUCCCUCUCAUUCACUUCAUCCAGGCUCCCUUCUACAUCCUACUCCUGAUGAUGCUCAACUUCCCCUUCCUCCCUCUCAUUCACUUCAUCCAGGCUCCCUUCUACAUCCUACUCCUGAUGAUGCUCAACUUCCCCUUCCUCCCUCUCAUUCACUUCAUCCAGGCUCCCUUCUACAUCCUACUCCUGAUGAUGCUCAACUUCCCCUUCCCCCCUCUCAUUCACUUCAUCCAGGCUCCCUUCUACAUCCUACUCCUGAUGAUGCUCAACUUCCCCUUCCUCCCUCUCAUUCACUUCAUCCAGGCUCCCUUCUACAUCCUACUCCUGAUGAUGUUCCAUUCCCACUUCCUCCCUCUCAUUCACUUCAUCCAGGCUCCCUUCUACAUCCUACUCCUGAUGAUGUUCAACUUCCACUUCCUCCCUCUCAUUCACUUCAUCCAGGCUCCCUUCUACAUCCUACUCCUGAUGAUGCUCAACUUCCCCUUCCUCCCUCUCGUCCACUUCAUCCAGGCUCCCUUCUACAUCCUACUCCUGAUGAUGCUCAACUUCCCCUUCCUCCCUCUCAUUCACUUCAUCCAGGUUCCCUUCUACAUCCUACUCCUGAUGAUGCUCAACUUCCCCUUCCUCCCCCUCAUCCACUUCAUCCAGGUUCCCUUCUAA